This is a messenger RNA of Fomitopsis serialis, 232 nucleotides long. RefSeq lists its product as uncharacterized. NCBI's taxonomy places the organism in Eukaryota, Fungi, Basidiomycota, Agaricomycetes, Polyporales, Fomitopsidaceae. The record is from RefSeq and is a predicted model, not a curated record. The coding region runs from base 9 to 197 and encodes 62 amino acids. The transcript is spliced from 2 exons.
UUCCGAUCAUGGUGCCCCUUUCCGGAGAUUGCGAGGCUAAGCUCAUGAAACGCAUACAGAUCGCCGCCCUUCGCUAUCUAGCCCUACUAGAUGGCCUGGAUCACCGACGAGGCCGAACGCGAUGUUCGGUGAUGCAUGGUAUGAGCUCGUCAUCUGGUCCCUAUCUGUUUCGUCUAGAUGUUCGAAGAGCCUUGUGAUCACGAGCAUGUAGACGUCGCACACAAUUACGAGA